Nylanderia fulva is the source of this 3912-nucleotide messenger RNA. It is a transcript of the gene RhoGAP1A, whose product is annotated as Rho GTPase activating protein at 1A. Gene Ontology annotation, molecular function: guanyl-nucleotide exchange factor activity; GTPase activator activity. NCBI's taxonomy places the organism in Eukaryota, Metazoa, Arthropoda, Insecta, Hymenoptera, Formicidae. Gene Ontology annotation, cellular component: membrane. The record is from RefSeq and is a predicted model, not a curated record. Gene Ontology annotation, biological process: positive regulation of GTPase activity; intracellular signal transduction.
UGACGUCAUUGGCGUACUAAGGGUUUGGGGGGAUCGGAACGUGACCUACGCAGGAGAUGUCGACAAGAUGACAGCGGCCGUAUGACGACGCUGGCUGGCUGGCUACGCCGUUGUGCCCGCCACGAGAUAACCGAGAAGACGUCGCACCGCACCUUGGUGGUGCGACAAGUGCGGCUACGAAGAGAGUGCAACGAGAGAGCGAAGAGUACGCGAGACUUGACACCGUCGUCAUCGUCGUGAGUGCCGCGCCCCCGUGCGAUGCGCACAACGGCACCGUGAGUGCUGGCUGGCGGAGUGUUGCUGGGACUUGUCCCUGGAGGAGUCGCCGACGAGGAGUACCGCAUCCACGCGUCCGGAGGCAUGAGCGUGUUCGGGGACUUUCAGCGUGUCUGGGUGCAGCGGUUCCCGGACAGCGCCUUGCCGGCCGCCUGGGAAGAGGACGUUAGAGCGAACCUCGUCAAGCACAAGCAGAAGGUGACAGCUUUGAGAGAAGAACUUGAAAAGGAAGAAUUUUACGUAGAGUAUCUAGAAAGAUUACUGGCUGAUGUCGAACGACACAAGCAACUGGCUAACAAUAUCAAUUUAAAUGCAAGUAUAUCUGAAAACAAACAGGAAGCAACGGAACUGCAGUCUCAACAGGAUUCUCAAACAGUGGAAAAUAACUUGACGGACUCUUCAAAUCCGACGAAUGUCGGAUCGUCCGCGCCUUUGACAGAACGAGAUGACAUUAGCAAAUUUCAGGACAAGUGCGUGUCUGAAUUGAGUUCAACUCUCGGCGCAGCUGGCAAGAGACCCAAGAGCGAAAUACCGAAGAGUCCGGAGAAAGUGCCUGAGCUUAGGAGAAACAGUGAUCCAGACGUGCCAAGUAAUUAUGUUACAGUAAUCGAAGUCACUGGAAGCUCGAAAAAAGAUAAAAAUGAGGAUUCUCUCAAGGAGGAGGAUGAGAAAGACUUAGAAAAGGCAAUCAACGAGGAUGACGAGGAUGGCGACGCAGAAGCAUCAGAAGAGGAGCCUUAUUACGAUUCAGUAGCUUUGGAUCAAACUGGAGAAUACGUCUAUAUUGAUGCGCGCGUUCCCACUGUCAACAGCAAUAAUGGUAACAAAGCGGCGCCUCGAAGACCCCCGUCACUGCCAGAUUCGCCGGGCAAUCAGAGUAAUUAUGUCAACAUCGAUUAUUUUAUACAACACAGAGCGGCGAUGGACAGCGAAGACGAGGAAGGUGCCAGUCCGGCACCUCCGAUCUUGCUGCGAGCUCUCAGCACGGACAACGAAACCGGCAGCAGUGACGCUGAACCAUUGAGUUUGAGCGAGGGUAGCCUGGAAUCACCGACUCCGACGACACCGCGUAGACAGGAGAAGAGCAAGGAUCGCGAGGACGAUAGAACAUCGAUGGUCAAGUGUAUCGUGAAUUCGGUAGUAGAGAGCGAAGCUGUAUAUGUGGAGUGUUUAACUGUGAUGUUACAAUAUAUGAAAGCUAUUAGGGCAACUUUAACGACAUCUCAACCAGUCAUCUCGGAGGAGGAAUUUGGAACAAUGUUCUACAAGAUUCCAGAACUACAUGCUCUGCAUCAGACGUUUCUGGACGGUCUUCGAAAGAAGACAGAGAAAUGGGACAGUAAAACUAAUAUAGGAGAACAAUUUAAGGUUAUGGCCAGUAAUAUAGGAUUAUAUGGUGCAUUUUUACACAAUUAUGGUCGUGCAACUGACACCGUGCGACGAUGUUCUACCAAUUCCACUCAAUUUGGAGAGAUUACUAGAGACAUAAGACUCAGAGGUUUCCCAAAGGGUCCGGGUUUGUCGUUAGAAGAUCUGUUACAUAAGCCAGUUGCUCGAGUGCAAAAGAAUGCUUUAGUUUUACAUGAUCUUUUGAAGCAUACGCCAGUUAAUCAUGCGGAUCACGCACCUCUGUCAGAAGCUCUGGCUAUGACCAGGAAUUUCUUAGAUGAGUUUAAUAUUAUUCAGACAAAGUCCAUGUUUCCGAGUCACGACAGAGCUCAACGAAGAUUGGUGAAGAAUUCGUUUGUAGUCGAACUCUCGGAUGGUCACAGAAAGCUGAGACACCUUUUUCUCUUUAACGACGUAAUCGCCUGUGCGAAGUAUAAAGCAUCCGGCAGAGAUAAAUUCACGUUCGAAUUAAAGUGGUAUGUCCCCGUCGCGGAAGCGACUGUUACGGAGGACGGCGUAGAGCCACGCGAAGCCAGCCCCGCUAAUGUUGUAGCUUUGAGGUCUCAAGCGUGUACAGUACGCGAUCAGAUACUGUGGGAGGAACGGAACGACGAGAAGCGAAUUCGACUAGGUGGAAGAGGCUCGGAGAAGAAUCGGAAAAAACUCGCUGAACUCGAGGCGCAGUUGGUAUUAGCUUCGCCGAACUUGGUUCUACGUGUCGCGCAUAAGAGCCAACAAAACCGAGUGCAGAAUUCCUAUACCUUCUUUUUGUCCAGUGAAUUUGAGCGUUCCCAAUGGGUGGAGGCGGUGGAUGCAUUGCAGCAGGGCGGACAGCCACCAGGACAGCUACCAUUGUCGAUGUACGAAUUACAAGCUUGGGUCACCGCUUGUCGGACGUUUCUGCAAACGGAUAUGGGCAGCUAUUUGUUGAGAUCUGGACGCGACGAAAGCUUGCUGCUAGGUGAUCUUCAUCUAACACUGCUUGGUCUAACUCCGCCAGGUUUAGACAGAGUGAGUGACUUAUAUAUCAUCGUGGAAGUCGACAGCUAUGGACACUACUUUAAGAGAGCACGAAGUCGCGUCGCCAAAGGUCAAGCUCCGCUUUGGGGUGAGACUUUUGUAGUAGAAUUGGAAGGAAGUCAGAAUGUUAGAAUCUUGUUGUACGAGGAGUGCGGUACACGCUCGUUAUUACGAGGCAAGUGCAUUCAGAGGUUGAGCAGAUCUUGGCUGCAAUCUGAUCAGGUGGAGAGAUCAUUGAACUUGGGACCCACUUCAUUAGAUGUAGGGCUACGUUUUGUUCCCAGUGAGGUCACUCUGCGGCGAGUGCCUUCGGCCAAACCGCAAGGUUUAUUUGGUGCCAAGAUCCAGCAAGUGUGCAAACGAGAAAAGCGCGACGUGCCUUUCAUCAUAACGGCAUGCGUGAGAGAAGUAGAAAGACGAGGUGUAGGCGAGGUAGGCUUGUAUCGCGUUUCUGGUUCUGCAUCCGACGUAGCGAGGCUACGCAAGUCGUUCGAGAGCAACUCGUAUGAAGCGGAACAGCUGCUUAAAGAGGUCGAUGUGCAUUCGGUGACGGGUGUGCUAAAGUUGUACCUGCGCGAAAUGCCGGAAGCGCUCUUCACCGACGCUCUUUAUCCGGCGUUCUUGGAAGCCUUCCAAACGGGUGAUCUGUCACGAGGCGCUGCUUUACGCCGCGUUUACGACGGUCUACCUGCUGUCAAUAAAGCGGUGAUCGAUUUUCUACUAGCGCAUCUCGCUCGCGUGAACAAACACGAGGCGCAGAACAAGAUGUCACUGCACAACUUGGCCACAGUGUUUGGACCCACGUUACUACGACCCGGUACCAGUAAUUCGCGUAGCGAUGCCAAAAGUCGCGAUCCGCUCGCCGCUGGUACUGUCGACGUGAUGGCGCAAGCUGGCAUUCUCUAUUGUUUCCUGCAGUUACAUAUGCAACAACAAAACAAUCAAUCGCUCUAGUCGACAAAGCCUUUCGGUUCUUUAGAAUCCGAAUUUCGCGGUUAACGUCGUUCAAUUUGAAAUUGACAUUAGUUUUGCGCAACUUCUCCUGCAAUGCUGAGCUAGAGACCAGACAUGUAUUAAACGAAUAGACUGGCUUGGAUGGAAUCCUCUACAUGAAACUUUUGUAUUCCAUAUAUGUGCAAAGUAACAUAGCAGAGCUGCUCUUAUAGAACGAUAUAUAAAGCGUAAUAAUAAUAAUAAUAAUAAUAAUAAUAAUAAUAAUAUAUAUGU